AUAUCAUCCUGGAUCUGCAAGUUUAGAAAACUAGUGAUAUUUCGAAAGCAGGACGUAAGUAAUUACUUCCUUGAAAUGUACAAAAGUUAGGGGGGGAAACAAUCCAUUAGAAAACAGUAAAGCUAUCCUUCGGAACCACAAUGAAGUUCUGGCUUUAUUUAUUUAAGUAUUUAUCAAUUUAUGGGAGAAUUGUGGUAAUCAUCUCUAUGAUUAAAACACUGAAUUCCUGUGUUGUGAGAUCUGAUACUAAUAGAAGCAUACAAUGCUGUUAUAACUUUGUUGAAGUGAACGGCGUUUGUGAAAAUUGUAUCCCAGGCUAUUUUGGAUCAAAUUGUAAAACCAGAUGUUCCGGUCUCUCCUACGGAUCCCUUUGCAGUUUAACUUGUGACUGUUCAGUUCUAGACUGUGAUUAUGUAUAUGGUUGUUCAAAUAACACAGAGGCAAGGUUCACGUCCUCAGCGUCCAUAGUGAAAGUCAAAGAAAAGACAACGCAAAAGGGAUUUUGUAACGAUGCUUCUUCUGGAGUCGAUAUGCAUCCUAUAACAAUAGUAAAAACAUUCGGGACUCUGAUAAGUCUGGGUUUAAUACUAAUGAUCAUACGGGGAGUAUGCAGGUAUCGCAAAUGUUUAGGACUUCACUCUAUGAAUGAUGUAUCGUGCAGAACUCAUGAAAUAAACGACAUUUACACAUAAAUUAACGAGGUCAUCGUUAUCGAAGGUUUCCCCGAGGAUGAUGAUAUCACAGGUUCAAAAGAAUGCAUCGGGAACGGACAUACACCUUUAACUGAGAUGGGGGAAGACAAAUGUGAAGAUGUUUAUAGCGUUGUGUGUAAAGAGAGAUAUCUAUGUAAGGAUAAAGUCAAAGACGAUGGAAAACAGGAAAUGACAUCUAAAAGAAGCAUCAAAUUUCAAAUGGACGGGACUUCAAAAGAAAAAAGAGAGACAGUAAACAAUGAAAAUCUUUAUGGACAUGCAUUGGUGGACAUCGUUCAAAACUGCAAUGGGAAGACUCAGUGCCCAUCUUUCGACCUGCAAAAUUACCUGAAAUCAAUCACACUGAAUUGUUCAGAUGUGGAUGAUGUAGAUGAAUGUUCUGACAAUAUUUAUGUAAAUGACAAGACUGAAGAAAUUUAUCUUUAACGUUACACUAUAAUGAAAGCACGGGUAGAUAACGUUAAAGAAACAGUUUUAUGUAUUUAUACAUUAUAUCUUUAUGAAAUGAAAAAUAUCAUGUGUGCUUGUACUGGAUCAUCACAUCUGCAAAGCAUGGACCACAUCGUUUAUUGAAUAAGAAAACAUUGACUAUGGUAAAAGAUGAAUUUGCUUAAUUUGUUUGAGUUGAUGUUUACCCGAUGCUUUAAUUGUCGACAUAACGUCACCUGUAUCAUGAAUUCUGUCAAAGAGUCUUCCUGACCAUGGGCUAAAUAUGAGAAGGUAGAUACUCUAUGACAAUGGAAUCAAACAGCUGAUUAAAUGAUAAUCGAAUAUUUUCCUGUGUUGAACAAUCAUUGUACAGGUUUUGCAACGCGUACAGAAAGUUAGAAAUUUAUUCAUUGGUCAAAAAGUGAAAAUAACGAACAGUGAUCAGUGACAUAAUUUCUAUAUAUGAUAAUCUCUAGACAAAAUCAGUAUAUGAAAAGCGAUCGAACAAUUUGUAAAAAAAACACGUCAGACAGGAUUUGACCUAAUGACUGGUUGUAUUUGGUUAAUGAGAUCGUUAUAACGACCAUAGACAACCGAAACAAACAUGAUACAGUUUCUUUGACGCCUACAGAACGUUUGUGAUUCAUUCAUCGAUGAAAAGGUGAAAAUAACGAAUCUUUAUCAAUCUUAAAAUCCCCAUAAAUAAUAACCCUUAGUCAAAAUCAGUAUGUGUGAAUAACUUAAGAAUUGACAUGAAACAUGUCAGACAGCAUUUGACCAAAUUCAGGUUGUAUUGGUAAUUAAAUCUAAUUAUGACCAUACAUUUUGCGAAAUGCCAACUUUAAACAAAACCGUUAAAACUCCUUUAACAUUAAUAAUUUUCAGUAGCCUGUCUCGAUUAAAAACUGAUUAUACGCAGAGAAUUAUCUUGCAUAUCGAAUCAGUUAAGAAAUAUAAGGGGUGCAAGGGUUUCAACAUUCUAAUUUAAAGUUUGCAUUUCGCAAAUUCUAAAGUCGUUAUAACGAUCUUGUUAAUACAACCUAUCAUUGGGUUAAAUGCUGUCUGACUUGCUUCAUACAGAUUGUUCUUGGCUUAGUUAUUUUGACUAUGGAUAACACCGUUUACCUGAUGAAGAUAUAAGGCACACAGCGGGUGUGACCGGACGACAGGGGAUGAGAUUGGUCACUGUUCGUUAUCUCCACCGCUCAUAAACGGCAUAUGCAGGUGAUAAUGUAAUAUUACUACAUAAAUAUUGGAAGAUGACGAUGGGAAAGCUCAAUCCUCCAAUUUGUCAUAAUGUUGUGUUGUUAGUUUUUAGUAUAUAACAUUAAUAAAAUAUUCAAGUAUGAAGGAAA
Messenger RNA from Ostrea edulis (European flat oyster), 2497 nucleotides. RefSeq lists its product as uncharacterized. The transcript has 4 exons. Bases 141 to 692 code for a protein of 183 amino acids. The record is from RefSeq and is a predicted model, not a curated record. NCBI's taxonomy places the organism in Eukaryota, Metazoa, Mollusca, Bivalvia, Ostreida, Ostreidae.